ACUUUCCCAGCAAAGCUUAGCGGAGCUCCGAGGGUCUAGUCAGCUGAGAGUAACUACUCUCUGUAUUCUCUCACAUCCACUCUCACUCUCCACCACCACCCACCAAUGCAACGCCACCUCCUCCUCACGGCGGCGACCGCCCUCCUCCUCCUCCUCCUCCUCCACUCGACGGCGUCGUCGUCGUCUCCCUCUGUCGACAACUCCCUCUCCAACUGCGACCAAACCUUCAACUGCGGUCCCCUCGUGAACGUCUCCUACCCCUUCACCGGCGGCGACCGCCCCGACCACUGCGGCCCGCCGGAGUUCCGCCUCGGCUGCGUCGGCGGCUUCCCCGAGUUCACCGCUGGCUUGCUCACUUACCGCGUCCUGGCGCUCGACCAGACUCGCCAAUCGCUCACUCUCUCAAGAACCGAUCUUUACAACAACAUCUGCUUGUCGCAAUACGCCAACACCACUCUCAACUCCAGCAUCUUCACCUUCGUUAGCGACGACGAAGACCUCACCUUGUUUUAUGGGUGUUGGACGAUUAUGACCGUCAAGCCCCAGAAUCUGUUCAGUUGCGAGAUCAAUGGGACCGAGACGGACAACUAUUACUUGUUGGGUGCUUUACCCACCGAUCCGAUUCUUAAUGUGAGCACGUGUAAUGUGAGUGUCACGGUCCGAAUUCUGCAGUCCGCGGUAAACAUGCUCACCGCAAACCGGUCGAAGCUCAGGGAGGCUCUGAUGGAAGGUUUUGAGGUGAAUUACACGAAUCCGUACGAGGAUGAGUGUGUGCGCUGUGGUGGGAUUGGUGGGGAGUGUGGGUUUGACUCUGAUCUGGGGAAGCCCAUUUGUAGUUGUGAUGACCGAAUUUGUUCCACAUCCACCGCAGGAUCCAACAGGUGGAGAAAACUUAUCAUAGGUGGAGCGUUUGCUAUUGGUGCUUCAAUAUCUGCGAUUGCCAUCAUUUUCACAUGGAAGGUUCCACUCUUCAAGAACAAGAAAGAUCGCGGCGUUGAGCGAUUGAUAGGAAUCCAUGGAUCUCUUGCUCCAAGAAGAUACCGAUAUACCGAUUUGAAGAAAAUGACAAACUCAUUCUCAGAGAAACUUGGUCAAGGAGGAUUUGGUGCAGUGUACAAAGGGAAGAUCAAAGAUGAUUGUCUUGUGGCCGUGAAAAUUCUGACAGAGUCGAAAAGUAGCCCGGAAGAAUUUAUCAAUGAAGUCGUGAGCAUUAGUAGAACUUCUCACGUUAAUGUAAUCACUCUUUUAGGUUUUUGUUACGAGGGGAAGAAAAGAGCUCUAGUUUUCGAGUACAUGCCUAAUGGUUCGUUGGAUAAGUUCAUAUAUUCCGGAAGAGCUUUAAAUAGGAGCAGUUCCUUGGAAUGGAAGCUACUGUAUCAUAUUGCAAUUGGCAUUGCUCGUGGGCUAGAAUAUCUGCAUCGAGGUUGCAAUACCAGGAUCUUGCAUUUCGAUAUAAAACCUCAUAACAUCUUACUUGAUCGAGAUUUUAACCCCAAGAUUUCGGAUUUCGGCCUUGCUAAACUUUGUCACGGGCAAGAGAGUGCUGUGUCGACUCUCGGCAUGAGAGGAACGGUCGGAUUUAUUGCACCAGAAGUUGUUUUUCGAAACUUGGGGAGAGUCUCUCACAAGUCUGAUGUUUACAGUUAUGGAAUGUUGGUUCUUGAUAUGGUAGGCUUCGGAAGUUCUGACAUCAAAUUUUCCAACAGCAGUGAGGUGUACUUUCCAGAAUGGAUUUAUAGGAACUUAGAGCCCGGGAAAGAACUGAAAUUGCCGAUGAAUGUGACAGAGGAGGAGGAAGUGCUAGCGAGGAAGAUGAUUAUUGUGAGUUUGUGGUGCAUUCAAACCAGUCCAUCUGAUCGACCUCCAAUUGUGAAGGUGAUAGAGAUGUUGGAAGGUAGCUUCCAAUCACUGCAAAUGCCGCCGAAGCCCAUCUUGUAUUCGCCAUCACGAUCAUUGUCGCAACAUUGGGAAAUGACGACGUCGACUUCCUAUGGGAGCCGCGAGGAGGACAGAAUACUAGAGAAUUUGGAGGAAAGCAACAACUAAUGGAAAAGUGGUAUUGCACGAUGUUAACUCCUCGAGGUAAUUGUCAUGCCUUUCUUUAGGUUGAAUAUGUUGUUCUUAGAGUUGCAAUGAAAGUAGAGAGGACGGUUUUGUUAUAAUUGUCUGCAUAUUGUUAUUCUGUGGAAACAUCCAUGUCGACACCAAUAUCUAGAAUAACAUAAUAACUAUAGUCUUA
Syzygium oleosum is the source of this 2239-nucleotide messenger RNA. Its product is annotated as LEAF RUST 10 DISEASE-RESISTANCE LOCUS RECEPTOR-LIKE PROTEIN KINASE-like 2.4. The transcript is spliced from 3 exons. The record is from RefSeq and is a predicted model, not a curated record. Gene Ontology annotation, biological process: protein phosphorylation. Lineage: Eukaryota; Viridiplantae; Streptophyta; Magnoliopsida; Myrtales; Myrtaceae. Gene Ontology annotation, molecular function: ATP binding; protein kinase activity; polysaccharide binding. The coding region runs from base 106 to 2046 and encodes 646 amino acids.